GUUGAAAUCAUAACAGUGUAAAUACAUAUUUAACAUCAGGAUGACAACAACUCGUCUUUUCACUUGGAUUUCCUUUCUACUAGGCGUUACAGCAAUAGCCAUCGAAUGUCCGGACAGCUGGAUCACAUUUCAUGACCACUGCUAUCUGUUUAGUGUCGACAAGCUGAAUUGGUUCCAUGCUACGAAAUCAUGCAAGGAUAAAGAAGCGCUCUUGGUUGCCAUAGAAUCCGCGGCGGAGGACACAUUUUUGAAACAGUCUAUAGUGCAUUUUCAUUUACACGACAAUCCCCAGUUUGUAGGUUACUGGACAAGCGCUAAUGACCUUGAGGUUGAAGGUCGCUGGGUGUGGGGCUACCCGAGUGAUAACCAGGUCACAUAUGCUGACUGGCAUGCCGGUGAACCCAAUAACGUCUGGUUUGAUAAGAGAGCGGAAGAUUGUGUGGUGUUAUGGGGACAUAGUACCUACAACUACACAUGGAACGAUCAGCCCUGCGAUAUUGCGGAGCACUACAUCUGCGAAAUAGGCGAACCCCAUGCAGAAGUGGUAGGAUAGUGUGUGUGAUAUUGGAUGUAACUGUCAAUUAUAAAUCAGCGCAAG
Molecule: messenger RNA, 598 nt
Organism: Mya arenaria
Lineage: Eukaryota; Metazoa; Mollusca; Bivalvia; Myida; Myidae
Product: perlucin-like protein
Exons: 6
Coding region: 41-553 (170 amino acids)
Molecular function (GO): signaling receptor activity
Source: RefSeq, a predicted model, not a curated record